Messenger RNA from Phacochoerus africanus (Common warthog), 1111 nucleotides. RefSeq names its product Aly/REF export factor (gene ALYREF). Gene Ontology annotation, cellular component: nucleus. The record is from RefSeq and is a predicted model, not a curated record. Gene Ontology annotation, biological process: mRNA export from nucleus. The transcript has 6 exons. Bases 52 to 822 code for a protein of 256 amino acids. NCBI's taxonomy places the organism in Eukaryota, Metazoa, Chordata, Mammalia, Artiodactyla, Suidae. Gene Ontology annotation, molecular function: mRNA binding.
CGCCGGCGUGCUGACGCGCGGGCUCCAGCCGAGGCCGAUUCCGCGCCCGCCAUGGCCGACAAAAUGGAUAUGUCUCUGGACGACAUCAUUAAGCUGAACCGGAGCCAGCGAGGCGGCCGCGGCGGGGGCAGGGGCCGCGGCCGGGCCGGCUCCCAGGGCGGCCGCGGCGGCGGGGCGCAGGCUGCCGCGCGAGUGAGCCGAGGCGGCGGACCCAUUCGGAACCGGCCGGCCAUCGCCCGCGGCGCGGCGGGCGGCGGCAGGAACCGGCCGGCGCCCUACAGCAGGCCGAAACAGCUUCCUGACAAAUGGCAACACGACCUUUUCGACAGCGGUUUUGGGGGUGGUGCCGGCGUGGAGACCGGUGGGAAACUGCUGGUGUCAAAUCUGGAUUUUGGCGUGUCCGAUGCUGACAUUCAGGAACUCUUUGCUGAGUUUGGAACUCUGAAGAAGGCGGCUGUGCACUACGACCGAUCGGGCCGCAGUUUGGGGACCGCUGACGUGCACUUUGAGCGGAAAGCAGACGCCCUGAAAGCUAUGAAGCAGUACAAUGGCGUCCCCCUGGACGGUCGCCCCAUGAACAUUCAGCUCGUCACCUCACAGAUCGACACGCAGCGGAGGCCUGCACAGAGUGUAAACAGAGGGGGCAUGACCAGAAACCGUGGUUCCGGAGGUUUCGGUGGCGGCGGCGGCACCCGGAGAGGCACCCGUGGCGGCAGCCGUGGCAGAGGCAGAGGCACCGGCAGGAGUUCGAAGCAGCAGCUUUCCGCGGAGGAGUUGGAUGCCCAGCUGGACGCUUACAACGCCAGGAUGGACACCAGUUAAGCAGACCGGCAAAUCCGUGCGUGGACCAGGACCCAGACGUCGCGUCCGUGCUCCCCGGAGGGAGGGGGUGACAGACUGGGGCUGAGUGGCCAGUGAUGGAUUUGUUUCUUUUAUGUUUUAAAAUAGGGUUUAAAAUUCAUGUAAAGGUUUCUUUUUUUUUUUCUUUUUUUUUUAAAUCCUGAAGCAGACCUGUUUUGUACCGAGUUAUUUUUGGGAUAAAUUUUACUGGUUGCAGUUGUGGAGAAGGUGGCGUUUCCACCUUUGCCAUAAUAAACUAGAAACGUGUGUA